UUCAUCUCUCCGUCCUCUGCGUCGUCGUCGUCUUCUUCUUCUCGACGAAGAAAGAGAGAGAGAGAGAAAACGCCGAGCGACGAAGAAGAUUCUAAUCUCUUCGUGUGGUUUAGCUCUUGAAUAGCCAAGGGUGAUGCGAUUUUCUCCCGGCGGUAUUUGAUUCGUUUCUCGAGCUGAGGGGGAGGACAAAUUGACUAGAGAUGAUGGGUUUGGAGAUUUCGGAUGAAUUUCUGGGAACAUUCGUGCCGAUUCUGGUGUAUUGGGUGUAUUCAGGGAUGUACAUUUUCUUAGGAUCUUUGGAGAGAUAUAGAUUGCAUUCUAAGAUAGACGAGGAUGAGAAGAAUCUCGUUACCAAAUCUGCCGUCGUCAAGGGCGUACUUCUUCAACAGAUUUUGCAGGCCAUUAUCUCCGUUAUUCUAUUCAAGAUAACAGGAAGUGAUGCAGAUGCUGCUACGACGCAGCAACUUUCCCUUCUCCUUCUGGCUAGGCAAUUUAUUAUCGCUAUGCUAGUGAUUGACACUUGGCAAUACUUCAUUCAUCGAUAUAUGCACAUCAACAAGUUCUUAUACAAACACAUCCAUUCUCAACAUCAUCGCCUUAUCGUGCCUUAUGCAUAUGGAGCAUUAUACAACCAUCCAUUAGAAGGUCUUCUCUUGGACACCAUUGGUGGUGCUUUGUCUUUCCUCUUCUCUGGUAUGUCCCCAAGAACCGCCAUCUUUUUCUUCUCCUUCGCUACCAUCAAGACAGUAGAUGAUCACUGUGGACUAUGGCUCCCGGGAAAUCCAUUUCACAUCUUCUUCAGUAAUAAUUCUGCUUACCAUGAUGUUCAUCACCAACUCUACGGAAGUAAAUACAAUUUCUCGCAGCCAUUCUUUGUCAUGUGGGAUCGGAUUCUUGGCACUUACUUGCCUUAUUCACUCGAGAAAAGAGCCAAUGGGGGAUUUGAAACACGGCCAAUCAAAGUAUCCAAAGAUGAGUAACUUUCGUUUCUUUGUUUUUUUGGAGGGGCUUCUUAUCACUGCUAAGUUCCUUUAUCAUUUGCUCGCUAGAGAAUCAUCGUAACCUUUGUGUACGUGUAACUUGUACAUACAAUUCCAAUCUCUCCUUUUCGAUCUGCGAGCAUAUGUUUCUGUGUAAGCUAGCAGUAAAAUUCGUUUUGUAUUAGUCAAAACUUCAGAUAUUCUCUGUCGUUCUUAUCUGCUUGUAAUUUCAGAUUUUGAGACCUGUGAGAGUCUCAUUCAUCUUCUUUA
Eutrema salsugineum is the source of this 1250-nucleotide messenger RNA. Its product is annotated as sphinganine C4-monooxygenase 2. The transcript has 2 exons. Bases 201 to 980 code for a protein of 259 amino acids. Lineage: Eukaryota; Viridiplantae; Streptophyta; Magnoliopsida; Brassicales; Brassicaceae. Gene Ontology annotation, biological process: lipid biosynthetic process. Gene Ontology annotation, molecular function: iron ion binding; oxidoreductase activity. The record is from RefSeq and is a predicted model, not a curated record.